CAAAAUGAGGGCCAGCUAUAUCCUGCCCAUUUAUAUAUUCGAUUCAUCUUUUCUCCACCUUCCGUCACCAACCUCUUCCCUUCCAAUAAUAAUACAAGAUCAGCAUACCCCUUCUCCCAAUGGCAAUUGCACACGAUGCCAGGAUCCAGAGAGAGCUUUGCCCAAUCAAUUCAAUCACCUGAACAAUACAUGUGAUUGAUAUGGAUAUGGUUUUGUUGGAUUCGUCACAAUCAAUUUGAUAUGAAUCUGUACGAUUGUACACAAUCACUAGUUUGUUUUCAUUUGAAACUCCGGCCGAUGCAGUGAUUACCGACGGUGAGGAUCGCGAUUGUACACAAACCUUGUUCUUGCUGUGUAAUCUCUCCUACAAUGAACGAAACAGCCAGUGAAGGUGCAGAGGAUGGAGAUAUCUCAAGAGAAUGCCCAAUUAAGAGAAGAGGAGGCUGAGGGCAGUGGCGGAGCCAGAACUCGAAAAUAC
Linum tenue is the source of this 478-nucleotide messenger RNA. NCBI's taxonomy places the organism in Eukaryota, Viridiplantae, Streptophyta, Magnoliopsida, Malpighiales, Linaceae. The record is from the annotation of a GenBank genome assembly.